AUGAAAGGGAAUUCGGUCAAGAAUUUAAAUGAAAAGAAACGUGACGACUUCUUACCAACAUUAAACAGCGUGUUUCUCAAAGCUCGAUUCUUCGGUAUAUCUGGGUAUGGUCUCACAAUAUCAUUUUUUUGGAGUCUCAUAUUGUUCUCAAUGCUGGUUGUCAUGGAAUCUGUGGCUAUAUGGAGAGUUGUGACUCUGCUUGGUGAAUGGCUUGUGAGUGCUUCUAAUAAUGGUCUAAUCGGACGUCUAUCAGGCGCAAUAUUUUAUGGUAACGCAUUGAUUUCUCUGUUCCUAUCAUCGAAGUUUGUGCACUCCUGGCGGAGUCUAUCAAAUUACUGGUUGAGGAUGGAAACCAGUACUGCUCUGGACUUCCCUCCUGAUGUUAGAAUAAGGAAGAGAACUAUUUAUAUAACUGCUUUUGUGGUUUCUGUUGCUGUAGUUGAACAUAUAUUGAGCAUGAUAUCUGCUACUGGCGUCGGUUUUCCACCUGAAGAGUUCUUAUACAGAUACGUCACGCUGUCCCAUGGAUUUAUCUUGAAAGCUCAGGACUACACCAUAUGGAAAGCCAUACCAAUCUUCGUGCUGAGCAAGUUGGCGACGGCUCUAUGGAACUUCCAGGACCUGAUCAUCAUUCUGAUCAGCAUGGGUCUAUCCUCGCGGUAUAAUAGACUCAAUUUGUACGUCAGGCAUGUUGUUUCGGUGGAAAAGCAAUUUGAAUCUAAGCAGAGGUUUGGCACUGAAUUGUACUUACAAAUUCAAGUAUGGCGUCGUCUACGAGAGGCGUAUGUGCGACAAUCAACACUCGUGCGCAUGGUGGACCGAAAUCUGGGCUCUUUGGUGUUGUUGUCCAAUAUCAACAAUUUGUAUUUUAUCUGUUUGCAGAUCUAUCUUGGGAUACACAAAUCCUCCGGCUCAACAAUCAGUCGCUGUUACUUCUUAUUUUCUCUCGGCUGGUUGAUAUUCCGCGCCUGCAGUGUAGUGUUGGCGGCGUCAGACGUACAUCUUCACUCGCAGAGAGCCCUCAAGAGUUUGCACGCGUGUCCCAGUGCUGCUUAUAAUGUUGAGAUAAAACGGCUGCAAUACCAGUUGGCACAUGACUUCGUAGCACUAACCGGCAUGGGUUUCUUCUCUCUACGCAGAGAACUACUAUUAGAAGUAGCAGCUGCUAUAUUAAAGUAUGAAUUAGUUUUAAUACAGUAUGAUAAGUAG
Molecule: messenger RNA, 1209 nt
Organism: Helicoverpa armigera (cotton bollworm)
Lineage: Eukaryota; Metazoa; Arthropoda; Insecta; Lepidoptera; Noctuidae
Product: gustatory receptor for sugar taste 64a
Exons: 9
Coding region: 1-1209 (402 amino acids)
Biological process (GO): detection of chemical stimulus involved in sensory perception of taste; sensory perception of chemical stimulus
Cellular component (GO): membrane
Molecular function (GO): taste receptor activity
Source: RefSeq, a predicted model, not a curated record